Monosiga brevicollis MX1 is the source of this 573-nucleotide messenger RNA. RefSeq lists its product as uncharacterized. The transcript has 4 exons. Bases 1 to 573 code for a protein of 190 amino acids. NCBI's taxonomy places the organism in Eukaryota, Choanoflagellata, Craspedida, Salpingoecidae. The record is from RefSeq and is a predicted model, not a curated record.
AUGGCCCGAGACUUUCAACGGCAGGCUCUUGUGAGCCUUGGCGUAGCCAUGUUGUUGAGCCUUUUGGGCAUUGAUGUCAUGGAUAUGGCAUGUGCUUUGGCCGGCGGGGCCUGGACAUAUGUCCUUUUUACUCUGCCACGUAAACAGCUGGCGCACAGCUGCGCCGCCACGGCCGUGACUAGCGACAGCUCACCCGUCCAGCUCCAGCGCUGCAUCAAUGCCACCCAACGUCUGCAGAGCACCAACGCGGGGUGUACAAUGGACCAAAGUUCGGACAGCAAAACUCUUUUUGAUUUGCAAGUCCGUGUGGCUCUUUUGGAGCAAGCCUUGGCCUCGACACCGUCCUUGGCCACGCCAACAACACCCUCUUUGCUCGGUAUAUUGCUGGCUGUGGAGUUGCCCUGGAACAAGCUCACGCGCUUGUACGCAUGGAGUCGAGCCAAUGCUGCGCAACGUCAAUCUCAUGUGUUGGCCACAACGCCCACUCCUGUCGAGCGCAAGGCUUCAAGUCUUCGCGACUCUGGCGUCCACUUGGCUGAGUGCCCGCUGGUGCCCGAGUUGGCGAGCCCAUAG